AUGUUUAAAGGAGUUGGAUUGUUACGUUUUGUCAGACAUGCAUCUACCAAGAAAUUUGUUGUUGAAAGAAGUCAAACAAAGUUAAGUAACCAGAAAUGGGUUCCAUGGGCUAUUUUUGGUGGUAGUUUUGCUACAGGUUGGUUUUUUACCCAACAUAUGACUUUUACAGACCUAAUUGCCUAUUGGAGAUAUGAUAAAUUACCAAGGAGUAGUGAAGAAGUUCAGAAGUAUGAAGCUGACUUGACUAAUAGGUUGCAUAGAUUACCAAUUGUACAGCAAUUGUCUAACUCUGGGUACAGUGAAGUGUUUCCUAUUGGUAGAGAUAGUAAAGUCGGUGAUAAUAAAUUGAUUGAUAAGACCUUAGCUACACCAGGUGGCAUUGCAAUUCCACCUAAAUUUUAUUAUAAUCCUGAAACUAAGGAAACUAUUGGUAUAUAUCAUUUGGGUAUGAAACUUACUGGGUAUCCAUUCAUUGUUCAUGGUGGUAUGCUAGCUACGGUUAUGGAAGAUCAAAUGCGUGAAAGUGUCAAGUUUAUCAAGAACAAAGAAGGAGAAAAAAUCAAAGAUCUAACCGUGUCCUACAAGUUACCAACGCUGGCUAACCAAUUUGUAGUUGUUAGAACUACAAAAGUAGAAGAGUUUGGUAAAAAUGUUAAAUUAACAGUUGAGGUGAUGGACCAAACCGGUAACAGAAAGUUAGUUGAAGGCCGUGGUACCUUCUCCACCUAA
Vanderwaltozyma polyspora DSM 70294 is the source of this 729-nucleotide messenger RNA. It is a transcript of the gene FMP10, whose product is annotated as Fmp10p. The transcript has a single exon. The coding region runs from base 1 to 729 and encodes 242 amino acids. The record is from RefSeq and is a predicted model, not a curated record. Lineage: Eukaryota; Fungi; Ascomycota; Saccharomycetes; Saccharomycetales; Saccharomycetaceae.